Molecule: messenger RNA, 487 nt
Organism: Varroa destructor (honeybee mite)
Lineage: Eukaryota; Metazoa; Arthropoda; Arachnida; Mesostigmata; Varroidae
Product: NADH dehydrogenase [ubiquinone] 1 alpha subcomplex subunit 7-like
Biological process (GO): mitochondrial electron transport, NADH to ubiquinone; ATP synthesis coupled electron transport
Cellular component (GO): respiratory chain complex I; mitochondrial inner membrane
Source: RefSeq, a predicted model, not a curated record
GUACACACAAGGACACCGUCAGAGGGCAUACUGGUUUUGUGCGAUCGUGAAUAGAUAUCCUAUGGAGAAAGCUAGUGAUUUUCAGCGCGCAUUAAAAUGACAAAAGUCACUCCACGAGAUGUUUCAUUUCUCGUUAUGAAAUGGAGACACUUCCUGUUAGGCAGGGAAAACGUAAAUGCCCUAAGAUUCAAAAUGGAUCAACAGACGCGCGACCCAGAGCCUCCAGCACUUCCUUCUGGACCUUCCCAUCGACUCGCUAAUAAUUAUUAUUACUCGCGGGAUGCCCGUAGAAAAGUCGAACCCCCCGUCGAAAUCAAACCUGGGCUGAAAAGCCUGAAGAAAUUUCCGCUUGAGGGAGUACCCCGUCUGCCGUAGAGAUUUUACAAUAUAAGCCAUGCUAGAUUUUGAUCAAUUGUAGCACAAAGAUGAUGUUAAAACUGUAAUAAAGACUCAUUUCCGUUGUUUAUUUUUGCCGCGUUAAAGGUCA